Messenger RNA from Bufo bufo (common toad), 975 nucleotides. RefSeq names its product olfactory receptor 10A7-like. Gene Ontology annotation, molecular function: olfactory receptor activity; G protein-coupled receptor activity. Lineage: Eukaryota; Metazoa; Chordata; Amphibia; Anura; Bufonidae. The transcript has 2 exons. Gene Ontology annotation, cellular component: membrane. Gene Ontology annotation, biological process: G protein-coupled receptor signaling pathway. The record is from RefSeq and is a predicted model, not a curated record. The coding region runs from base 1 to 975 and encodes 324 amino acids.
AUGCGUGGUGAGGAUGUGGGUUUGGCGGAUAUAGAGGGAGCCGAUUUGGCCAAGAUGGUAUUGAAAAAUAAUAUCACCUUAAUCGUCCUUCUUGGAUUUUCAAAUAUUCAAAAAUCUACAUUUCUGUUUUUCUCACUACUGUUUAUAAUAUACUGUUUGACCAUCUUAGGAAACCUUCUCAUCAUGGUCUUGUAUUUACUGAAUAAAUCCCUUCAGUCCCCCAUGUACUUCUUCAUUACACAGCUGUCAUUAUGUGACCUGAUGGUCACGAUGGAUAUUGUGCCCACCCUACUUCACACUGUACUGUAUGGAGAAAGUACUUUAUCUUUCAUUGGCUGCAUUUUCCAGUUUUGUGUCUUUGUCCCAUCUGAGUCGUCGGAAUGUCUUCUACUGUCAGUGAUGUCUUAUGAUCGUUAUCUGGCAAUCUGUAACCCUCUUCGGUAUAACUCCAUCAUGAACCAUAGGUUUUGUGUGACAUCAGUAAUAGUGACUUGGUUGGUUGGUUUUAUGGUGUUGUUGAUCGAUGUAAUUUAUAUGUAUGGUUUGCACUUCUGUGGACCACAUAUUAUUGACCAUUUCUACUGUGACUUGGAACCUAUACUGCAGCUCUCCUGCUCUGACACAUCCAAAUUUCAUAAACAGAUUCUUAUAACAGGAUCUUUGGUUCUUAUGGGACCUUUAAUAGUUAUUGUGAUGUCCUAUGUGUACAUUGUGAUCACCAUUCUGAAGAUCCCAUCCAACACCGGAAGACAUAAAGCCUUCUCCACCUGUAGCUCCCACCUCAUUGUAGUUUCCUUAUUUUAUGGAACAUUAAUAACUGCUUAUAUGUUUCCAACAAAAGGACAAUCAUUGAUUAUAAACAAGGCCUUGUCUCUGAUUUAUACUGUGCUAAUUCCAUUACUUAAUCCUAUUAUAUACACUCUGAGGAACAAAGACUUUAAAGGAGCUUUUCAUAAACUGAGGCUUAUUUCCUGA